CAAUGCGCGAGAAAAAGGGCAGUAACUCUUACACUUGACAUUUGCGUCACGAGAGGAAACUGAAAAAGCGAUUAAAUUUGCUUAAAUUAAAGGGAGGACAAUGUCUUCUGCGAGAACUAUUGAGCAAUAUGUUGAAGAGAUUAUAGAAAAUCUACAGGAUGGGGACUUUGACAAUCUUAGCGACACAUGCGAUACACUUGAUAAAAUGAAAUUCAACUCCAAGAAGAAGUAUAAAUUGAACUACUGGCGAGUUAUGCAGUGCCUCGGAGAAGUUGCAGUGGAUCGUCAAGUGAAGUGUCUUGCAAAAUUUGAGAAAGCAUCAUGCAAAUGUCACUAUUAUCCAAACUUGAAGUGUUUUAUGAGGCUGUUUGUUGAAAUGAUGUGUAAUGUGGCUGUGAUUAAAAGGAUUUUAUUCAAUAAAAACAAGAUUUUACCAACGAUUUUCAAAGCGGUGCGGCAAAUCGAUGAAGAGUUAUUGACUGUGUUAGCUUUAGAAACCACACACAAAUGUCUUUUAGUGGGAAAAACUGAGGUAACAGAACUUUUUAUGAAAUAUGGGCUUUUGAAAGACAUCUAUCAAAGAGUGAAAGGUAAAAAUGAUGCAAAUCAGUUUUCUUAUGGUGCAAUAAACAUAGUGCUGUGUUGUUCAAAAUUGUUGCUGACAAUUUCUAUUUGUGGUACGGACAGUAUCCGCAGACAGGUUAGAAGGUCACCAGUAUUGAGAAUUAUGGGAGAAUAUAUAGAAAAACUUGCAGCGAAUAAGGUAGAUAAAAUGGGAGUACUGUAUUUGAUAGAAAAUUUCACACAAGCGAAAACGGUUUUAAGUGAUGAAAAAGAAGCAGAUCGUGCCUUACAGAACUGGAAACCUAAAGAAAAGUUGCAAAAAGAACAGGAACAAGAUCAGAUUUACGCGUUCUGUUCGUCUCCAGGUUGUAGAAAACUGUAUGACGAGUCAUUGAAGUUUCGAUAUUGUGGAGCGUGCCGUAUCUCAAGGUACUGUAGCGAAGAAUGCCAGAAAGACCACUGGAAGAAAAGUCAUAAAGACGCAUGUUUACGAGAUCCAACAGAUGCCUGCGAUUGGUAACAGUCUACAGUCAAGUUCCUUUAUAAAUUAUGUGAACUAAUUCUUUAUGUGUAAAUGUUUUGUUGAAGAAGAAAAAAGUGUUUGUUUCUCCAAACCCAACAAGCAAAACAUCAAGAAAUACAGACCUGUAAUUAACAUAACAGGCUGACAAAUAUUUAAUUUUGUCCGAUUACAAGGGUGUCAUUCCUGAAUAGUUCUUAUAAAUUCAAGUUUUCAUGUACCAUGGUUGAUAAAAUACUUGAUAAAUUGAUUGUUCAAGUUUAAAACUGUCUAUAAUCAUGGUAACUGAAAUGUUUCUAUUUAUAGUUUACUUACAUCAUUUUUUCAGAACUGUAAAGCCAUUUUUAGCAGAAACAAGUAUUUUUGUUUUGGCCUUACUUCCAUGUAUUUCUAGAGGGCAUUACGAACUGUUUCUUUUUCUUGCAAUUUGUUUAAUUUUUUGUUUCUUUAAGUAAAAGUUCUGUUAUCACUGUUUAAAUAUUUGAAGUUUUUUUUUUCAUGAGUCUGAGAUUAAAACAUUUUUAUGUGUUAUGUUCAAAAUUUAUUAAAAGAUGUAUUACUUGCUAAUCUCAUUAUUUUGCCUAGUCAUAAAAUCACAAUUUUAUUUUCAAAUUUUGAAGUCCACUUACAAAGUACAUUUUCUGUUUUUGUUUGUAAAAGCGACAGUACAUAGUUACGCUGAUCUUUCAUAAUGAAAAAUAUUUUCAAUCUUGUCAGUAUGCUUUCUGUUGUUAUAAGUUGAAAAUUUCCAGGGAAAUCAGUCGAUUACUUGCAAAAUAACAAAAUGAUAUAUGGGUAUCACUAGUUAGACAUGUACGUCCAGUUCAUAUCCAAGUUGGUUUCAAUUUGUAAACCAAUUUCAAUUACAGCACAAAUAUGAAGAAGAGUGAAAAGCAACAAAACCUGAAUGAAAAAUGUAAAGAUUAUUAUACCCCCACCAAACAUGUUUGGGUGGGGGCCUAUAUAGGAGUCAGUUUUGUCGCGUCGUGUCACGUCCCGAAAUCUAUAUCUCAGGUAUUACUAAAUGGAUUUGAUUCAGACUUAAAAUAGAUGUUCCACCUUAUCACCCACAUCAUGUGACACAAGGUGCAUAACUCUGACACCAAUUUUUCAUGAAUUAUGCCCCCUUUUACUUAGAAUUUAAGGUUAAUUUUGAUGCAUUUUCACUAUAUCUCAGUUAUUACUAAAUGGAUUUGAUUCAAACUUAAAAUAGAUGUUCCACCUUAUCACCCGCAUCAUGUGACACAAGAUGCAUAACUCUGACACCAAUUUUUCAUGAAUUAUGCCCCCUUUUACUUAGAAUUUAAGGUUAAUUUUGAUGCAUUUUCACUAUAUCUCAGUUAUUACAAAAUGGAUUUGAUUCAAACUUAUAAUGGAUGUUCCACCUUAUCACCCGCAUCAUGUGACACAAGAUGCAUAACUCUGACACCAAUAUUUCAUGAAUUAUGCCCACUUUUACUUAGAAUUUAAGGUUAAUUUUGAUGCAUUUUCACUAUAUCUCAGUUAUUACUAAAUGGAUUUGAUUCAAAUUAAAAUAGAUGUUCCACCUUAUCACCCACAUCAUGUGACACAAGGUGCAUAACUCUGACCCCAAUUAUUCAUGAAUUAUGCCCCCUUUUACUUAGAAUUUAAGGUUAAUUUUGAUGCAUUUUCACUAUAUCUCAGUUAUUACGAAACUUGAAGUAGUUGUUCCACAUCAUAUGACACAAGGUGCAUAACUCUUGCACCAAUAUUUCCUGAAUUAUGCCCCCUUUUUGCUUAGAAUUAUACUUGUGUAGUGUUUUGAUACACUUUAUCUGUACCUCUCUUAUUUGAUAUUUUUUAACACAGACUCGAGCUAUUGUGCAAUAUUCAUCCACCAUUGGAGUCAUUAAACACUCCAGUUACAGUUCUUGACAGAUUUAAAUGUUUUUGGUACACAGGUGUGACAUCAUAAAAUACAGGUAAAGUUCGACUUUGUCUACAAACCACCAAUUU
Molecule: messenger RNA, 3061 nt
Organism: Mercenaria mercenaria
Lineage: Eukaryota; Metazoa; Mollusca; Bivalvia; Venerida; Veneridae
Exons: 2
Coding region: 101-1084 (327 amino acids)
Source: RefSeq, a predicted model, not a curated record